ACAACAACAAUAGCUUCUUCUGCUUAUUCCUUUUUCUCCUUCCCAACAGUGAAAUUUCAAUUCAUUUCAAAAUAAACCUCAAAAAAAGAAAGAAAAGAAAAAAAGAUAAAGCAAAAUGCUAGGGUUAGGGUGCUUAAAUUUUAAUCGAUUAUCUCACUUUCACUCUCCACCAUCUCUACAACCAUCACGUUCUGAUUUACUCAAAGUUGCAUCUAGAAGAUUCGCUUUAGCAGUUAACAAAACACAAUCGCCAUUGACUAAAACUCAAUCUCCUCCAACCUUAUCCAUUGAUAUUGAUAAUCCUGCUAGUGUAAAAAGACAGUUAGCACAACUGUUUGAUGUUUCUCUAAAGACAACUGUGACUGAUGAAGAUGUUGUGCCCUUAGUCGAUGCUUGCACCGCCAAAUCUGGUGGUGUAAAAUUUGGUGAUUAUCAAUGUAAUAACGCAAUGGGUAUAUGGUCUAAGGUAAAAGGGAAGGAGACUGGAUUUAGAGGUCCCCCUUCUAUUGGACAGGCCAUCAUUAACAAUCUUCCUCCAUCUGAAAUGAUUGAUUCAUGCUCUCUAGCUGGUCCUGGAUUUGUUAAUGUUGUCUUGUCAAAGAAUUGGAUAGCGCAGGGUGUACAGAGGAUGCUAAUUGAUGGAAUUGAUACGUGGGCACCCCGACUUCCAAUCGAGAGGGCUAUGGUUGAUUUUUCAUCACCUAAUAUAGCAAAGGAAAUGCAUGUUGGUCACCUUAGAUCUACCAUAAUUGGGGACACAUUAGCUCGCAUGCUUGAAUUUACACGUGUGAAACAUAUUACCCGCCGAAAUCAUGUCGGUGACUGGGGAACGCAGUUUGGGAUGCUGAUUGCAUACCUCUUUGAAAAAUUUCCAAACCAAGAUGAUGUUAGUGAAACAGCCAUUGGAGAUCUUCAGGCAUUUUAUAAGGCAUCAAAAUUGAGGUUUGAUGAUGAUCCCGAAUUCAAGCUGAGGGCACAACAGGCAGUGAUCCUGCUCCAGAGUGGGGAUACCAGGUAUCGCAAGGCAUGGCAACAGAUCUGUGAUGUUAGUAGGGCUGAGUUCGACAAGGUCUAUCAACGUCUUGGAGUUCAAUUGGAGGAAAUGGGAGAGAGCUUCUAUAAUCCAUAUAUCCCUGGGGUUAUUGAGAAGCUAGAUAAGUUAGGACUGAUUGAAGACAGUGAUGGUGCUCGUGUGAUAUAUGUUGAGGGUGUAAAUAUACCUCUUAUUGCUGUAAAAAGAGAUGGCGGCUACAAUUAUUUUUCAACUGAUCUAGCAUCACUUUGGUAUCGUCUAAAUGAAGAAAAACUGGAGUGGAUUGUAUAUGUUACAGAUAUUGGGCAACAGCAACACUUUGAUAUGCUAUUUAAGGCCUUCAGACGUGCAGGUUGGUUGCCACGAAAUGAGAAUGCGUAUCCAAAAUGUACCCAUAUAGGUUUUGGUCUUGUUCUUGGGGAUGAUGGAAAACGAUUUCGUAGUCGAAGCAGUGAGGUUGUUCGUUUGGUUGAUUUGCUUGACGAAGCUAAAAGGCGCUGUAAAACUGCCCUUCUUGAACGUGAAACAACUAAUGAUUGGUCUGAGGAGGAGAUUGAGAAAACAUCAGAGGCAAUUGGUUAUGGGGCUGUUAAGUAUGCUGACUUGAAGAUCAACAGAUUAACGAAUUACACGUUCAAUUUUGAUCAGAUGCUUAGUGAUAAGGGAAAUACUGCUGUUUAUUUGCUCUAUGCACAUGCUAGGAUUUGCUCUAUCAUCAGAAAAUCUGGCAAAGACAUAGAAGAAGUAAAGAAAAAUGGGUUUAUAGUUUUGGAUCAUGAAGAUGAGCGUUUAUUGGGGCUUCAUCUGCUACAAUUUCCUGAGGUUUUUGAGGAAGCAUGCAGCAAUUUAUUGCCUAGUGUGUUGUGUGAUUACCUUUAUACCUUGGCAGAAAUCUUUACAAAAAAGUUUUAUUCGAAUUGUCAGGUUGUAGGAUCGCCCGAGGAAAGUAGUAGACUUCUGCUAUGUGAAGCAACUGCAAUUGUGAUGAGAAAGUGCUUCUAUCUCCUUGGAAUUGAACCUGUUUACAAGUUAUAACCCAUCUAAAGGAGUUCAAAUGAUUUUUGUUUCAUAGGAUUUGUUGUUUUAUUGUUGUAUAAAAAAAGCUUCCAAAAUGAAACUUGUUCUGGCAAGUUAUCAUAUCCUUUUUGUUUUGUUUAUUGUAUUGGUAUGAGGUGAAAGAGGGAAAUUUGUAAUUUCUUAUAGCAAUGUUAUUUAUAUGGUUCAAAUUAAUUUCUUUGUUAUAAAGAGCU
Messenger RNA from Vicia villosa (hairy vetch), 2283 nucleotides. Its product is annotated as arginine--tRNA ligase, cytoplasmic-like. Gene Ontology annotation, biological process: arginyl-tRNA aminoacylation. The record is from RefSeq and is a predicted model, not a curated record. The coding region runs from base 116 to 2068 and encodes 650 amino acids. Gene Ontology annotation, cellular component: cytoplasm. Lineage: Eukaryota; Viridiplantae; Streptophyta; Magnoliopsida; Fabales; Fabaceae. Gene Ontology annotation, molecular function: arginine-tRNA ligase activity; ATP binding. The transcript is spliced from 18 exons.